Messenger RNA from Protopolystoma xenopodis, 360 nucleotides. The record is from the annotation of a GenBank genome assembly. Lineage: Eukaryota; Metazoa; Platyhelminthes; Monogenea; Polystomatidea; Polystomatidae.
AUGGAUGCAGCAAAUUCAGAGCUGUCGGAAGUUCCGGUGCUGUCAUGUCCAUCAGUGGCCCUACCCUCAUUACAACCAUCGAUAGAACCAACAACAUUAAAAUCCACGGACCAGGAUAGGAACCUUAGUACCGAUUCUUCCACACUUACUCGCGACCUAUGCGGGCCUGUAUCCACAACUCUCACUCCUCUUAAAGAUGACGUCUGCUCAUCAGCCAAUCAAUUGUCGCCGCAAUAUCCAGCUGCACCAUGGCUCGAUACAAUCCCAGCUGCCUGCGAAGUCCAGAACGCCAGCUCUUCUAUCCGUAAAAAUUCCUAUAUUUUUUGGGGGGAGGAGGGGUUACUUCUCUCCGUAUCCUAA